AUCUAUAUUAAAGCUCCCAAUCUACAAUCCCUCUAAUUCUUUUACACCCACGAAAACCGUCCAACAAAAACCAAAACCAUCUAACUGGACUCUUCGCACUUCCAAAGGCAAUAGAAUUGCGAAAAAGAAAAAGAUGAUUCAAGAGCUGUUAGGAGGUGGUGCAGGACUAGUAGGAGGAGAGAGGAAAAUCUCCAUUGGUGGUGGAAUUUUAGAAGGGUCACCAUCUUCUUCUCCUUCUCCAUCCCCUUGUUCUUCUUCUACGACAAGAACAGCAACAACAACUACAACUGCUACCACGACCACAACGUCAUCAGCUUCUUCAGAGCACCAAAAUCUGAGGUGCCCAAGAUGUGAUUCUUCAAACACCAAGUUCUGUUACUACAACAACUACAACCUCACUCAACCUCGCCACUUCUGUAAGACCUGCCGGCGAUACUGGACCAAAGGCGGCGCCCUCCGCAACGUACCCAUCGGGGGUGGCUGCCGGAAGAGCAAGAACACAAGCGCGUCGACGGCUUCAGCUGCAAAAUCAAGCACGGGAAAGGUCAAAACUGCAUCAGACAUCAUCAAAUCGAACCUUGGAAGUGGGUUUGAUCACGAGCCACCCUCCAACCCAAUCUUAUGGGCUUCUCAGCAGAAUUCUCAACUGCUAGCCUUACUGAGAGCUACCCAAAACCCUAAUCCUAACCCUAAUCCCAUAUGCAAUUCUGUUACCGUCAAGGAUGAGGGGGGUAUUAUUGGAUCUCACAUGACGUGCGAGCCACCAGUAGCAGGUGCAGUAAAUGCACGAACCCUGAGCUUAGAUCCUCUGAGUCAGGUUCCAAUUGGACUGUGCAGUUCAUUUUGGAGAAACAAUCAACAUCAACUGCAACAUCACCACCACCACCACCAACCCCAUCAGCAGCAGCACACCUUAUUACUGGGUGAAGUUCAGAAUGCAGGGUUUCAGGAGCUUUAUCAAAGGCUCAGACAAUCUGUGAAUUACUACGAUACUUCCGCAACAGUACUCAGCAAUGUGGGUUCAACCUCGUCGUCUUCUUCGUCUAUCAUGGAACCAGCUCCCGUUGCUGGAGGUGAAUUGGGUUAUUGGAAUCCCACAUUUUCAUGGUCCGAUCUACCUACGACCAAUGGUGCAUUUCCUUAAGUAUCUCUUCCUUUUUAUUUUUCUUAGUAAGUUAAUGUCCUUCUUCCAUUGCUGUGCUUGUUUGGGGAUAUGGUAUAUGAAUAUGGCUGUAGUAUCAGUAUGUUCUUUCGCUUUCCUUUGGACUUCUUUUUUAAACUUUUAGUGUUUUCGUGUGUGUUUUAAAGUGUGGUCACUCUGAAGUAGUGUACGAAGAAGCAGAAAAGAAGAAAAUGGGGGGAAAAAUGGAAAGAAUGCUAAGUGUUUCUGAGUGUUUUUCAUUUAUAUGAAGAAACCCCAUUUUGAACUUUAUAUUUGCAUGUCCACAUAAACUAUCAUUUUUUCCCCGCUUAUAAAAAGCAUUUGCUUGC
Molecule: messenger RNA, 1491 nt
Organism: Nelumbo nucifera (sacred lotus)
Lineage: Eukaryota; Viridiplantae; Streptophyta; Magnoliopsida; Proteales; Nelumbonaceae
Biological process (GO): regulation of DNA-templated transcription
Molecular function (GO): DNA binding; DNA-binding transcription factor activity
Source: RefSeq, a predicted model, not a curated record